CAGGUAGCAAAACAAAAAAUAGAAAUUUCAGGAAAUACGCGUUGAGUCAGGCUGUAAGUAUCCAACUCAAAUCAAACCCGUCACUGAAGAAGAGAGACGAGUGAGUGCUGAAAUCCCGGUCCGUCCAUCCAUCCUAUUCCCAGGCCAAUCGUGUGGCUUGAUCGGGACUAGCAGUAGCAGGGGGAUGGAAAGAAAAGUGACCUUAGAUGAUUUCAAAGUUGGAUCUGUUCCGACUUUAAUAUACAUCCCGGACUUCAUUACGGAUAAUGAACAAACCAUGCUUCUAAAUAAGAUUUAUGAAGGCCCAGUAUCAAAGUGGAAAUCAUUAAAGAAUAGGAGGCUACAAAACUGGGGCGGUAUUGUCCAUGAAAAGGGUCUUCUGCCACAGGAUUUGCCAUCAUGGCUAACCAAGAUUACAUGCAAGAUAUAUGAAGAAUCAGGGCUGUUCCCAUUGCCAAUUAAUCAUGUCCUUAUCAAUGAAUACCUUCCUAACCAAGGCAUAAUGGCACACCAGGACGGGCCGGCUUAUUAUCCGGUUGUAGCAAUUCUGUCCCUCGAGUCACCUGUUGUUAUGGACUUUACUCCCCAUUCAAGACUGACUUUGUGCAAAAGUACUUGUGCAAAUGCUGUUGAGAAUACAAAUUCUGAUGCGGGGGUCAUUAAUAUUAAUACAGAUAAGUCAAUGAAUGAACUUCAUCCAUUUCCUGUCAUAUUAAUGCCUCGCAGUUUGCUGAUAUUCAAAGAUAAAGCAUACUCAGAUUACUUGCAUGCAAUAAAAGACUGCGAGGUACAAUGUUAUGAUGGGGCUGUAAAUGAAGUACAAGCUCUACAGCAUGGUCAAGUUAUAGAUUAUGAUGCUUCACAAUUUGAUGGAGCUGUUGGUGUAAUGAAAACUGGGGAUUUUAAGAGAAUUCAUAGAACAACCCGUAGAAUUUCAUUGACAUGUCGAUUAGUUUCAAAAGUUCAUAAAAAUUUGCUCAGGUUUUAGUCUUUGGAGUUCUGAGAAGUAACUAAUUUGGCAAGUCUAAUGUUGAAGGUUUCGCCUCUAAGAGCUUUCAUGAUAACCUAGUUUGAGCUACAUCACCUGUUUUGUAAAUGCUAAACAAUGUUGGAUUAUUUAAGAUUUUCUGAAGUGUUA
This is a messenger RNA of Pyrus x bretschneideri (Chinese white pear), 1138 nucleotides long. RefSeq names its product alpha-ketoglutarate-dependent dioxygenase alkB homolog 6. The record is from RefSeq and is a predicted model, not a curated record. The coding region runs from base 185 to 988 and encodes 267 amino acids. The transcript is spliced from 8 exons. Lineage: Eukaryota; Viridiplantae; Streptophyta; Magnoliopsida; Rosales; Rosaceae.